This is a messenger RNA of Eubalaena glacialis (North Atlantic right whale), 2118 nucleotides long. It is a transcript of the gene IKZF2, whose product is annotated as IKAROS family zinc finger 2. The transcript is spliced from 9 exons. The coding region runs from base 287 to 1867 and encodes 526 amino acids. Gene Ontology annotation, molecular function: DNA-binding transcription factor activity; RNA polymerase II cis-regulatory region sequence-specific DNA binding. Gene Ontology annotation, biological process: regulation of transcription by RNA polymerase II. Lineage: Eukaryota; Metazoa; Chordata; Mammalia; Artiodactyla; Balaenidae. The record is from RefSeq and is a predicted model, not a curated record.
UAAAAACAGGAUUACCCUUAGCUACAGAUCCACUGCCUUAGUUUCCACCACCAACUGCAGUGCACAAACACACGUUAGGCACAGGAAAGAAAGAAAGAGAGAGGACACACUAACAGUAAACACAAACAAAAGGGUGAUGGGAUUAUUUUACUGCAUGCACUGCUGAGCCCGACAUUGUCACCUCCUCUUUGAGGGGUUAGAAGAAGCUGAGAUCUCCCGACAGAGCUGGAAAUGGUGAUGAAUCUUUUUUAAUCAAAGGACAAUUUCUUUUCACUGCACUUUGACUAUGGAAACAGAGGCUAUUGAUGGCUAUAUAACGUGUGACAAUGAGCUUUCACCUGAAAGGGAGCACUCCAGUAUGGCAAUUGACCUCACCUCAAGCACACCCAAUGGACAGCAUGCCUCACCAAGUCACAUGACAAGCACAAAUUCAGUAAAGCUAGAAAUGCAGAGUGAUGAAGAGUGUGACAGGAAACCCCUGAGCCGCGAAGACGAGAUCAGGGGCCAUGAUGAGGGUAGCAGCCUAGAAGAACCCCUAAUUGAAAGCAGCGAGGUGGCAGACAACAGGAAAGUCCAGGAGCUUCAAGGCGAGGGAGGAAUCCGGCUUCCGAAUGGUAAACUGAAAUGUGACGUCUGUGGCAUGGUUUGCAUUGGGCCCAAUGUGCUUAUGGUACAUAAAAGGAGUCACACUGGUGAACGUCCCUUCCACUGUAACCAGUGUGGAGCUUCUUUUACUCAGAAGGGCAACCUUUUGAGACACAUAAAGUUACACUCUGGAGAGAAGCCGUUCAAAUGUCCUUUCUGUAGCUAUGCCUGUAGAAGGAGGGACGCCCUCACAGGACACCUCAGGACCCACUCUGUGGGCAAACCUCACAAGUGCAACUACUGUGGACGGAGCUACAAGCAGCGCAGUUCACUGGAGGAGCACAAGGAACGCUGCCACAACUAUCUCCAGAAUGUCAGCAUGGAGGCUGCCGGGCAGGUCAUGAGUCACCAUGUACCUCCUAUGGAAGAUUGUAAGGAACAAGAGCCUAUUAUGGACAACAAUAUUUCUCUGGUGCCUUUUGAGAGACCUGCUGUCAUAGAGAAGCUCACAGGGAAUAUGGGAAAACGUAAAAGCUCCACUCCACAAAAGUUUGUGGGGGAAAAGCUCAUGCGAUUCAGCUACCCAGACAUUCACUUUGAUAUGAACUUAACAUAUGAGAAGGAGGCUGAGCUGAUGCAGUCUCAUAUGAUGGACCAAGCCAUCAACAAUGCAAUCACCUACCUUGGAGCUGAGGCCCUUCACCCUCUGAUGCAGCACCCACCAAGCACAAUCGCUGAGGUGGCCCCAGUUAUAAGCUCAGCUUAUUCUCAGGUCUAUCAUCCAAAUAGGAUAGAAAGACCCAUUAGCAGGGAAACCUCCGAUAGUCAUGAAAACAACAUGGAUGGCCCUAUCUCUCUCAUCAGACCAAAGAGUCGACCCCAGGAAAGAGAGGCCUCUCCCAGCAAUAGCUGCCUAGAUUCUACUGACUCAGAAAGCAGCCAUGAUGACCACCAGUCCUACCAAGGAAACCCAGCCUUAAAUCCCAAGAGGAAACAAAGCCCAGCUUACAUGAAGGAGGAUGUCAAGGCUUUGGAUACCACCAAGGCUCCUAAGGGCUCGCUGAAGGACAUCUACAAGGUCUUUAAUGGAGAAGGAGAACAGAUUAGGGCCUUCAAGUGUGAGCACUGUCGAGUCCUUUUCCUAGACCAUGUCAUGUACACCAUUCACAUGGGUUGCCAUGGCUACCGGGACCCACUGGAAUGCAACAUCUGUGGCUACAGAAGCCAGGACCGUUAUGAGUUUUCAUCACACAUUGUUCGAGGGGAGCACACAUUCCACUAGGCCUUUUCAUUCCAAAGGGGACCCCUAUGAAGUAAUGAACUGCACAUGAAGAAAUACUGCACUUACAAUCCCACCUUCUUCAGAUGUUGACAUACCUUUUUUUUUUUUUAAUAUUAUUACUGUCAUUAAUUCUUAUUUUGUGGACGCAGUGUCAUUUGCUCUGCCUAAUUACAAUAAGGAAGAAACAGAAGAGAGAAGGGAUGGGAUAUUGUUUCUUGACAGCUUGGCUUGUUUAUUUUAUGGGAAUUGAA